UGAUGUGGUGAUAGUGCGAAUAUAGUAAACGCCUUUAAAAGCCCCUUGUUCAAUUAUGCACGCAAAGGUGCCAGCAAAAAGAGGCCCGGAGUGAAUCCGCUCAAUAAUGAGGGAAUGCAUGUCGAUAGGUACAUAUUCAUGUAGAAUAUACGUACCCAUAUUUAUAAAUAUAUGAAUAUUUAAGCUUUCUUGUGUAUCAAAUUUUCAUCACUCUUUUAAUCAACACAUCAGCAGAAAGUUGUAGUGUCAUUCAGUAAAUUUGGUUAGUCAGUAGUUGGGUGGAUGCAUUAAUAAGCUGGACACAUACAUACGCAAUCAUCUUCUCGAUAACUGAGCAAAUAUAGCUCUUCCUCUUCACAUCAUCAUCAUCGUCAAUCAAGUGACAGAUGUUAUUUACAGCGUCGUCUCCAUUUUUUGUUUCAGUAUGACCUUGAUAUGGCCACUUGGUCAAUUCAUGCAGUCAUUAGUCAGGUCAUUGCAACACCGUGGUGGUCGUUUUCAACCAGUGGACAUUGGCACCGUAUCUUGAACACAGCAGCAGUUCCACCACCGAGAAGAAGAGAGUGAGUUAUACAUAAAUGACGCUUUUCUUACCAUGGUGUUAUCUUGGUGACCUUUACCCACCACCUUUAAUACUUGGUCCACAUAUGAAUUAAAUUAUUAUAAUAAAUGUCAACUUGCUAACAACAUGGGACGAAGAAGAGGGAGUAUGGUUGGAAAGUAUUACAAUAUUCCUCCAUCCACCGCACUGCUGCUGCAAUUAAAAAUGAAAAUACUGAUUCGAGUGGGCGAAUAAUAAACAAGUCUCAAUAAGCAAAAGCAGCUCGUCCAGCAGUGUUUUAUUCAUAGGGAGUUUACGAAUUCAUGGGAAAGAGUUGUUGGGACAGACGCCUUCUUCUGAGUACUGCUGGACUACGCUGGAUGGAUAUUUAUAACAAUCUUGGGUCUCAUUUUUCAACUCGGCUUUAAUCAUACAAAUCGAUUUCUUGUCGUGGUCAUAUAAGAAUUCAGCCCAAUUCCGACAUUUAACUCUUUUCGCUGAAAGUGUACGUAUGUAUGCUGAAAGUAUGAAGUAGUGGUGGUGGAAGUGGUAGUGGUAGCUGGUAGCGUCAGGUUACAUGACCGAUCGAUUAUUGGAGCUGUUGUGGUGCCCAAGUUUAUACGACAUUUGACACUCUCUCUUCAAAUUCCAAUUGUGCUUUUUGGCAUUUGUUUGCUCUGUUAGAAAAAUGCAGUCCAGAACAAUACUAAUUUUUGUCGUGGGACUAAUAGCAUCAGAAAUUAGUCAGGCAUGGGCAGCCAAAUCUAUCUCGGAGAUAAUGGAUAGCUUAUUCCCCACGAAAGAAAAUAGUCCCAAUGACUAUUAUGAUAAGAGGAUUGUUCCCAAUUCUGGAGUUAGUGUAACCGUGAGUGCCUACGUCUUGGACGUGUUCAACGUGGAUGAGAAGAACCACGAGUUUACAGCACAACUGUACUUACGACAAAAAUGGAUUGAUCCAAAGUUGAGGUUUGAACCUCCUGCAGGCGUUUUGAAAAUUACGCUUGAUCGAGAACACGCAGCAAAAAUGUGGGUGCCCGACACCUUCAUCGUCAAUGAGAGAAGAUCCACAAAGCAUGAUUUGACCGUUGAUAACAUUUUUACCAGCGUCAUGUCCGACGGAGAAGUUCUCAGAUCAAUGAGAAUCACUGUGACUGCAAGUUGCAAAAUGAAUCUGAAAUGGUUCCCCUUUGACAGGCAUACGUGCAGCUUAGUGUUCGAGAGCUAUGGCUACUCCGCCAAUGAAAUAGCUUACGUUUGGGACAAAAAUGACAACGGAGAGCCAAAAAUUGGAGUCUCUGCUGGAUCAGGGGGUUCCAUCAAUCAGGAAGUUAUAGCGGUCAAGGGUGGCUAUGCGAGUAUCUCUCUUUCCAGUGGAAAUUAUUCCCGAGUCUCCAUUGAAUUCAUCAUUGCCAGAGUUUCUACCCGAUUUUUCCAAGAUGUAUAUUUCCCAUCCACCGUUCUCGUUAUUAUCGCCUUCAUAACAAUGACCGUUGUUAACUUGCACCUUCGCCUUCUCCUGAGCGUGAUUUGUAUGGUUGGCAUCGUAAUCUUCACCUCUCUCUUAUCUCAGGAAAUGCCCAAAGUUUCCUAUCAAACUGCACUGGACUUUUACGUGUUUAAAUGUUCCUUCAUGGUCUUUAAUGUGGUUAUCGUGAACUUUAUCAUGUAUCAUCUCCUCAGACCUCAAGCAAACUCAAAUACGCGUAUGAGAAUGCGUCAAAUCAACGGAAGUGCAGAUGAUGCCAAAGAAAUUCUUCCAGACACCGAACCCUCAGAAGAACACUUCAACAUUGGACGCCCCAACUUUGACAGUCGGUUUAAAGAGUUAAUUUACAAAUGCUGCAUGUACUCUCAAUAUACGAUGCCCUGCUUUUUCAUCGUGUUUAACAUCAUUUACUGGAUGGUUGUCCUCCUCUCGUCCAACUCGGUCGGAGACGAUACGGAUUUUAUGCUUGUGGAAAAUACAAAUUAAUAUUUAAGAGAACACGAUUGAUAACUACUUCAUGGACCAGUUAGUCAACCCAAUAAUGUAAAGAGUACCAGAGAAAAUGAUGCCGUCUCAAAAAACCAAACCAAAUACACACAAUUAAUUCGCCAUAUCAAUCACACACCCUUAUUUUCACAAUAAAAUUAAAUAAACCUGUUGUAUGAAUGUACGUACGUGAUAGUACC
This is a messenger RNA of Folsomia candida, 2713 nucleotides long. RefSeq names its product gamma-aminobutyric acid receptor subunit beta. Gene Ontology annotation, molecular function: transmembrane signaling receptor activity; extracellular ligand-gated monoatomic ion channel activity; neurotransmitter receptor activity. Gene Ontology annotation, cellular component: membrane; neuron projection; synapse. The record is from RefSeq and is a predicted model, not a curated record. Gene Ontology annotation, biological process: regulation of membrane potential; chemical synaptic transmission; nervous system process. NCBI's taxonomy places the organism in Eukaryota, Metazoa, Arthropoda, Collembola, Entomobryomorpha, Isotomidae. The coding region runs from base 1230 to 2513 and encodes 427 amino acids. The transcript has 10 exons.